AUGGAAGCGCCAAGAAUUGAUUUCAAGAUCUUAACGGCCACCGAAGAAGACGCCUUCACGCUCGCCCAUGUGGAAGCUAUUGCCAAUGACGAAGCGAACAAAGCCAGAGGAGAGACCAACCUUUCCCAUGUCAUUUUUGGUCCUCCCAGCGAUGCGAGGAAAGAGUUCCGAGCCAAGGGAAUUAUCGACAAGAUGAAAAACGACAAGUACGCGCGGUAUUGCAAAGCAGUUGUCGAAGAAAACGGCGAAGAGAAGAUUGUGGGUUGGGCGAAUUGGUUCUUCUAUACCGAGCUCCAACCCAUUGAGUUUAAGGAGAUCGACUGGCCCGCGGGAACGAAUUCAACGGCCUGUAAUGAGUUCGUUCGGACGCUGACGACAGUGAGGGCGAAGCAUCAGACGGGCAAGAAGUUUGGCUACCUCCAAGUGCUUGCAACGCUGCCCCAGUAUCGCGGGCAGGGAAUCGGCUCUGGCCUCCUCAAGGUCGGCCUCGCCGAGGCUCGCGAGCUCGGCCUGACUGAAUUCUUCCUGGAGGCAUCUGAUGAUGGCCACGAUCUCUACGCGAAGUUCGGAUUUGCCGACGUUGAGCGUAUCAUGAUAGAUCUUGUACCCUAUGGAGGAAAGGGUGAGGCGCAAGUGAGAGCCAUGAGUAUUCUCCCGAACUAA
Molecule: messenger RNA, 663 nt
Organism: Penicillium maclennaniae
Lineage: Eukaryota; Fungi; Ascomycota; Eurotiomycetes; Eurotiales; Aspergillaceae
Exons: 2
Coding region: 1-663 (220 amino acids)
Molecular function (GO): acyltransferase activity, transferring groups other than amino-acyl groups
Source: RefSeq, a predicted model, not a curated record